AUGUUGACAGUGAGAGCAAUUAACCUGGUGCUGUCUGAGAUUGAGGUGCCUUUGACUGGCUCCAGCAUAGACGGCCAACCAGUUCUGAACCUCAGGAGUACCCUGGUGGACCCUGUUGUGGUGGUGGAGCUCAUGGGAAGAGGCUUCCUGAGGUGGCUGGAGGAGGAUAAUCCUGAACUGGGCUACAAUAGGAAUGGCUGGUUGGAUUCUGGGGUCCACAACUUUGACUUCAGCUUUCCUCCACGUAGUCCCUCCACAUUCACCAGAAAAACUGGCUGCAUGUCCUGCUUUAUUCAGUGGACUUGCUGCAGCUGCAAAAUUAAGACACAUGAAAGACACAGUAAGAGGAAAAAGCUAUAUGAAACUAUUGUCUUCAUGACAGAUAUUGCCAAGAGGACAUGCAAGUGUGUUAGAAAGGUCUUUUUUGCUGUACACAGCAUUGUCCUGUAUAGCGGCUUCAGCAGCAGGGGAGAAAAAUGCUCUUUGGAAGAGCGAAGUGACAAGGUUGGAGUGCUGGACAGACAUGGCCUCCUUUGA
Molecule: messenger RNA, 537 nt
Organism: Grus americana (Whooping crane)
Lineage: Eukaryota; Metazoa; Chordata; Aves; Gruiformes; Gruidae
Gene: ARRDC5
Product: arrestin domain containing 5
Exons: 3
Coding region: 1-537 (178 amino acids)
Source: RefSeq, a predicted model, not a curated record